This is a messenger RNA of Sphenostylis stenocarpa, 1167 nucleotides long. Lineage: Eukaryota; Viridiplantae; Streptophyta; Magnoliopsida; Fabales; Fabaceae. The record is from the annotation of a GenBank genome assembly.
AUGUCUCACGCCACCGUCAUGAUGGAGAGGAUCAAGUUGAUUGGUGAUGGGAAAGUGAUAGACCCAUACAUCAUGUCAGGGUUCAAAGAGGAGCUGAGGAACCAAGUCUUGCGGGCCUACAUUCACUCCUACACUAGUAGGAUAAAGUUCAGGUCAGGCUUGGGACAAACAAUAUAUGGGAUGACCAAGCCAAACUUGAGAGAUAAACGCAACAUGUUAAUGAAGCUAAUCUUCGAUGAAGAGUGCAACAUGCCAUGUAGCCAGACUUUGACCCUAGAGCACAUCAUCAAGAUGAGAUUGACACGAGAAAUGCUAGAGUGGCAGAGCUAUCCAACCCCUAGAGGGAAUCAUGACCAUAACGCUCUACUACAACUUCAACAUCUCUGGGUGAUCUGCGAAGAUGCCCGCCGAACUUCAUUGGAUGUGUAUCCAAAUGGCUCCAUGGCUGCAAUCACGGACGAGUGGCUGGAGGGUCUGAACGUAGUCGCACUAGCGCGGAUACUAAGCAAGAGGAGAGCAUUUUUGAGAAUGAGGUUACAUGGGGCUCUAGCCAUGGUGGGAGUCAGACUACAGGUGCUUUCUAGACCCGAGGAAAGUGGAGCUAGUGAGGAUGAUGGGGUCGGGGGACUCGAUAACAUAAGCGAGGAGGAUGGGUCUGCUGGAGAAGGAGAAGUGGCUGAAAGCGAAAAAGACGGGCGAGAUGGCGGUGACGGGUCUGGGGAAAAGAGGUACACGCUUGGGAAGUGUGACACGAAAUGGCUCCACCAGCUGGUAAUGUCAGCCACAUCCGCUCUGGUUGGGGUCUGCGUCCAAGCGUGUGUCGGGACACCCGCUCAGAAGUCCAAGGCAUACAUGGCUAUCGGGGUGGCAAAGAACAAACAAUAUCUGGGAGUCGACGACAAGCCCAACUUGGGACAUAAGCGAUACAUGUUAACAAGGCUGAUCUUCGACGAGGAGUGCCUCAUGCUAGGUAGCCAAUCUUUGAACCUAGAGCACGUCAUCGAGAUGUUUGUCAAGGUAGAGGGGCACAAGGACCCUACACGGGCAAUCUUCUCAUCGAAUCUAACAAAAAGGCAGGCACAUUCUUGGAUGGAACAUGAUUGGGUAGGAGAUCGACAUGAGGAAUGCCAGAGUGGUAGAGCUAACCAAGCCCUCAGAGGAAAUUAG